AUGCGUACACGAUCCAACGAUCGCGACUGUGAAACUGUGCUAAAUGGAACUGACUGGCGUUCAAUGUUAAAGCAAAGAUACGAGGAACAAGAAGUGAAUAUGGCGAUACAGAGUGUCUCUAGAUAUCCCAGCAGCCCGGUGGAGGCGACUGAGCCCCCCAAAACCUCCAGAAUUAGCUUCAGCGUAGCAUCUAUUUUGGCGGACACAAAAUCCAACCAAGUCGAUGAGACGGAAAUGAUCCGGCACCAUAGAACGAUACCAGAAUCACCUUUACGACAGUCACCUGGGGCACAACCGGAACUUCCAGGAGCAAAAUCUGUGUCUCCACGGCCAUCAUCACAAACGCUACCCUUGAAUUUGAAUGUGUCUGCGCCUUUGACAUCGUCGGACGAAGAAUAUGAGGAUUCUGUCAAUCAGGAAGACUCGAUAGUAGAUGUAGAAGACAUACAGAAUGGGCACAGCGAUGAUGAAGAUAGAUCAACGCCGAAUGAUAAGGAGAGAUUAGGGCCGAUUCGACCGACACCGUUCAGCGCAUUGGCGGCGGCGGCGGCGGCCUAUCACGGGCUGGGAUGGGCUGGUCCCUCUCCCGUGGUACCGUCUUUUGGACCACUGUUCCAGUCACAUUAUGGAGGACACUUAACAGGUAAGCUAAAUUUUUUUGCAUAG
This is a messenger RNA of Pieris macdunnoughi, 666 nucleotides long. Lineage: Eukaryota; Metazoa; Arthropoda; Insecta; Lepidoptera; Pieridae. The record is from the annotation of a GenBank genome assembly.